This is a messenger RNA of Leptosia nina, 5526 nucleotides long. The record is from the annotation of a GenBank genome assembly. Lineage: Eukaryota; Metazoa; Arthropoda; Insecta; Lepidoptera; Pieridae.
AUGAAGGAGGAGGAGCUAAAAUAUAUGCUUUGUCUUCUUGAGGGCCUUAGUCCAGAAGUCUUUGAGGAAAUUUUAAAAAUCCAUAGCGAUGCAGAGGAGUCUAAAACAAUAAGUUGUUUAUCUGAGGAAUCUUUAAAUUUUUUUAAACAAAACCUUAUAAGUAAUCCUGUCACAACAUCUGAACUAUUGCACUACAUUCAAAAUUAUUCUCAAACUAAAGACUUGCAGAAAAUUCAAGCCUUAUAUGUAGAUGUCUUGAAAAAUGAGGUAACAGAAAACUCACCUGAUAAAUUGAUUUCCAUACUGUCUUUGACCAGAUAUGACCAAGACUUCUCGUCUCAGCACCUAAAUGACAUCCUUAAAUUUAUAGCUGGAGAUGUGUUUAAGCAGCACCAUAAACAAAUAUUAAUCAGCUUAAUACCUCAACAAAGACCAGAAUUAAUACACACUAUUACCAAUCUUAUCCAUAAAAAUGAAUCCCGUAAAGAAUUCAAGUUAACUGCAGAAUAUAUGAUUGAACUGUGCUAUGAGGAAAAGGUACAUUGGCUCCUAAAAGCUGCUCAAAUAUACAAGCAACAAUUAUAUGAUAUGAAAACGGUGACUUUCCAAAUAAAUAACUUCACCAAACAAUUACUCAUUAUGGUUCUUAUUGAUCUUACAAAUUGCCCAGAGACAUAUGAUUUAACAUCAUUGGUCAUUCAAUUGAGCAAUAUUUUCUCAAUUCUUGACACAUACACAACGACAGACAAGCAGCUACAAUUCUAUUUAACAGAAGUCAAAAGGGAACUGACACUCAUUAAAUUCUGUUUGGAAAACAAUAGCAAAAUAAUGACGACGUCAAUUUUUAACCAAAUACUAGCUCAAAGUGCCUUAACUGUUAUAUCUCAAGUCUGCCGGCUGUCCAAAGUAGACAGAUAUAAAGUAUCACGACUGUUAAACAUGAACAAUGAUUUUAUAACAGAAUUAAAAGCUUAUAGUAACAAAUCUGACAUUAAAGCUGGAAAAACCACUGGAAUGAAUUGGGAUAUUUCAAUUUAUAAUAGCUAUUGCACCAUUACUAAAGUAAUAGAUACUAUUCUGGAUUCAACCGAAGGUCUGGAAAAUCUUGAUGAGAUUAACAAUUGCAUGGAGGAUAUUAAGCGGCUGCUUCUAUCAAUCCAACCAUUACCAUGCUGCAUAGAAGUAAUAGAAAACAUAUUUUCCUGUCUCUUCCUUAGAUAUGAAUAUUUAUCUUGUCAUGAGCAUAAUCAGGAUUACCCAUGUGGCACCCAUUCGGAAUGUUCAUACUUUUACUCUAGAAAGCAGAUAAAAAAUCAGAAUGAUACAACCAGCUCAGACACCGGUUUUAUGUGUAACUCAUUGAUAACUCAAGUAAUUCUGAACACUUUGAAAAUCUGUUUAGAAAGUUUAUCUGAGAGAAAGGAAGUUAUUAACUGCUCAGACACAAACUCCUUGGCCAGGUUGAAACUGCUGAUGGAUAUAGUUAAUCAUUCUAUAUGGAAAAUGCAACUUGUAUCAACUCUCUCGCCUGACACAAGUCCGGUUCAAAUGAAGCUUUGCAUGGAUUAUGUCGAAGUAGACAAUAGCAGUGAAGACGAAGAUCAAGAGUUAGAUCUGAGAAUGUCUAGAAAGAAGCCAAAAGUAAGACGUCGGCACACUAAUCCCAAACCAGAGUCUGAUAAAGCUAUGAUUGUGUCCACAACCUCUGCUUCGGAUGAAGCGUGCGGAACAAAGAAGACAACAAUCGACUUUAUAUCUAUAAUGCUUGCUAAGCCGAAUUGUUUAGUGGCGUUAGCCCUCUACCACAAUGACUUUCCGAAAGCCAAUCAAAUCUUAGAUAUGUUCGAUCUCUCCGACUCUGAAAUUGCCACAGAGGUCACAUUCACGGAACAACUGAGACAUUUAAUUGCAAAAAUAAAGAACAUUGUUUGCUAUCGAGAUUGCGCGCGAUACCCUUCUAAAGAGCUGUCAGCGCUUUCCGUGGUUUCAACUGAGGUUAUGGGCCUUGUCGAAGGAUUUCUGGCAGCGAAUAGGGCACCUAAUUCUUUUGACAUCAUCGAAUUAGGUUCGCGCCAUCCACACUUACAGUUAUACAGUCACCAAAAUUCCCCGUUUAUCAAUGCCGUAGACAUUCUUAUAAGCAGCGGCCUAACCAGAGAAAUUACCUACGGUCUCAUAAACGUCGUGGAAAGAAAACUCGCAGAAGUCAGAAGCAGUACUGACGUAGCGUCAGUCAAGAAGACCAACUACAUAAGAUUCGUCGAAGACAUCGCUAGCGUUACCUUCGAGAUUUUCGGGAAUACGGACAAAUCGUUCGAUUUCACAGAUAAUAUAUGCGAGUUAAUAACAGAUUGCAGAAUCCCCAUCAAACACAAGGAGUUUUGUAAGCUGAAUCAACUGUCUAAAGAAUUGAGGCAGUGCUGUUUGGAUUUGGAAGAUAUAGUGAAACCAAACGAAACGAACGCUUUGGACGAAAACUUAUUGCUAAAGUAUCAUCAAAUUUAUAUGAACGUGGUCGCUACAUCUGAUAAGGACAUUUGUAAUAUCGCAGAAGUGACACGAUAUGGUAACAAAAAGACUAGAGUACCAUAUCUAAGAAAAUGUUAUAUGUACACCAAAUCUGUGUCUCAAUUGGAACAAGAAAAUAUGCUUCAAGAUUCUACUGCGACCAGCGACACUGCAGCUCCAUACUUCGCAGUGCUGGAACGGCACUUGCACGACAUUUUCGGAAAAAUGAUAAACAACAAAGAUUUGCCCAUAACGUUUCUGGAGCCGAUUUGUAAGAAGCUAAACGUGAAUUUGAUACCUAAGCUCAUCUUGAAUUUCUGUCCAUCAAUAUCUUUAGUAGGAGCGUCCAAGGAGUCCUGUGAAGAAAACUUCAACAAUUUGCUUCACGUCGUAUUUGAUUUCAAGAACCCCGAAGAGAAGUUGUUCGUUGAUCCCAUAGCUGAUUUCGCUCCUUUACCGCGAACUCCUGACCCACAAUGUCUAACAUAUGUGGUAUUACACAACUGGGUGCUUGCGCACAUCAUAAAGAAGAUACAUACGUCGCUACACGAAAACGACAUGCAGCAAAGCAUCGACGCUAGAACGAAAUGUUUCAACAAGUACAUGGAUCUGGAAAGAUUUGAUAAAACAAAAGUGUUAUUCAACGGGAAUAAGUAUUUAGCAUCGCUGCAUACAGUCAUAGACUUGGAUAAACUAUUUCUAUUUAUACCCAAGUUAUUGGAAUGCGGAAAGAUUUUACAAUGCCAAAAAAUAAUAGAUUCUCUGGCGGAAAGGCAAGUGCAACAGAGCGCAAAUUUGAACAAUUUGAGAGAUUUGAUACUGUUCAAAUUGGCGACGAACACGAAAAUUUAUCAAAACUGGAAGUAUUGUCAAUAUCUGAAAUGUCCAGAGUUGAAGGUAGACUUGGUGCUAAAUAACUUGAAUUGCUGGUCAGCGGAAGGUGCCUUAAAGAUUAUUGACUAUUUGCGAUUUCUGUUGGAUAAAUCGGCAGUGGAGGAAGACCUGUUUCAAACGUGUACAGAUUGGAUGGUUAAAAUACCAUUAUAUGAGCAGAUCGCGUCAAUAAUGGGUGCAAACCACUGGUAUAUUAUAUACGAGAAAUCUAUAGAAAGUCCUGAACAUGUUGUUGAAGUACUAAUGGAUAGUCAACAGUUCAAACUAUGCCUGGAUUGGGCCGACAUUCAUGACGUAACCGAUCACAUGAAGAACCUGAUAGUUGUGAAUUUGCUUCGUCAACUGUUCGAAUACUCGAGCCAGGCCGUCCCUUCCGUGGUCCAAGAACUUCUUGGACGAUUGUCGUCAACCGAAGCAUUGGACUUGAUAGUCGGUGAAAUUUCGAAAGUCAGAAACGUAGAGAUACUCCAAGUCUGUCUCGACUACAUCAAUAAUAAUGCAUCCUCGUGGAAAUCGUUUGAGAACCUAAAAAUCGGCCUGCAAAUAAUCCUCGAAAUGGAGUCGAACCUGCGUCCACUCUUCUGGGACUUGAUCGAGAAACCGAUACUGAUGAUAGAGCAGCUACUGAUGAACGGGAAGCUAGAGAUUCUGACGGAAAUACUGAAUAAGAUUUCGCCGAAUUUGACAACCGAUGCGAACGGUGAUUAUUUGUAUUAUAAUAUGAAAACAAUCGAUUCGGUGAUGAUAUCGCGGAAUUCAAUCGAUUCUUUAUUGAGAUUCUACGCUGAGAAGGCACUCGAUAUGAAAAAUCCGAGGAACGCUUGCCCCUCGCCGCCGACCAAGCCCUGGGAUGAUGCGUUGCUGCAGUCUAUUGAUUCGAUAAACAUUGAGGGUAUGUCUAGGCCGUUCGUGAUGCCAGAACAGGUACCAGCAAAGGAGCAAUGGGUGGAGGACUAUACGACGGAUCGGUGUAUGCUGUGUAAAAUAUCGAUAUUUUCCAUGAUAAUACGCCGACAUCAUUGCCGUCGUUGCGGGCGACUCGUUUGCCACGCGUGUUCUAGGAAUAGAAUGCAGGUACCAACAUAUCCGAGCGGUGUAAAAUUCCGUGUGUGCGAUGAUUGUUAUGUUCAAACUAUGAACAAAAAGUCUGGUGCAGACCAAGAUAACUUGAUUACUAGCAGCAAUUCUGAUUCAGCUGGAAGUGGUGUUACUUGUAUGGACUGGAGUCUCUCCACUAACCCUAACAAAAACGAUGCCGUGCGUGAAGAAUUUAGUUACGAAUUUACGCCUAACGUUACACUGUGCUUGUCCAUUAUGAAGUUGCAUACCAUUAAUUUGGAUUAUCCAAGAUUUCUAUUAGACCGAAGUGACGAGAUAGCCCGGGAACUAGCGAACGGUAGUUGCGGCGACUCACGCUGGCUUGUGCGCGCGCGCCGGUCGCUUUUACUCGCCGCAGCUGAAUUAUACUCACGGUCUCCAACAGAUAAACCGGGUAGUGGAGUAGCGGAGACAGGGGCCGCGCAUGUAAGUCGUUGUCUUUCACACGCAGAAGCAAUGGCUACCCUCGUGCAGCACCAAGCCCACCAUCUCGUUCCACAUCACGGAGCACAUCCUAGUCAAAUAGUCCGUUCAUUAUUGGAGGCAGAGAAAUGGGAGUUAGCAUUAGAAAUAGCUACGAAAUCGGGGAUUCCCCGAACGAGUGUGCUGGCUGCUUGGGGCAAAGCCUGUUUGAAGGCCGGCUGCUUUAGGGAAGCAAGGAGAAAGUUCGCUUUGUGCUUCAAGAAUGCACCAAACGUUAUCGUUGAUACGGCUGAGGAAUUGGAAUACGGCAAGGAGGCGUCUGAAUCUCACUUUAUGAAUAGAAGAGCAUCUAGUAUGAGAAGUAGAGACAGAUCCAUUUCAACAUCUAGUACGCAGUCGGAGAGCCGAGGGAGGGGAAACCCGCCACUUCUUAAUGAGAUUAUUAGUAUGCUCGAGGAUAUGAACUAUCCAGUUAAUCAGCAACUUUUGGAUAAAGCCGAAAAUAUCAAGACCACAAACGAAAAACUAACAUCAAUGAACACGAGCAAAAAAGAAACUUCCCCUAACCGAACCAGCGCUCAACAUCAUGCACAUGUUGGCUAG